AUGAAGCAGGGAGCAACAGACCAAAUCAUGUUUCUUCCAAAGAGAAUAAUUUUGGUCCGCCAUGGCCAGAGUGAAGGAAACAUCGACGGUUCCGCCUACACCACCACCCCUGAUUACAAGAUCCCACUCACCCAACAAGGAAUUUCACAGGCAAAGCACGCCGGAACUCGGAUCCGUCAUAUAAUCUCCGACUCAGGUACCAACAAUAAUUGGAAGGUUUACUUUUACGUAUCACCUUACGAACGAUCGCGAUCCAGUCUGCGUGAGAUCGGAAGAUCGUUUCCCAAGACCACUGUGAUCGGAAUUAGAGAAGAAUGUAGAAUCAGAGAGCAGGAUUUUGGGAAUUUUCAGAUCACCGAGAGGAUGAAGGUUAUUAAGGAGACUAGAGACAGAUUCGGUAGAUUCUUCUAUCGAUUUCCUGAGGGUGAAUCCGCUGCUGACGUCUAUGAUCGUGUUUCGAGUUUUCUGGAAUCUUUAUGGCGUGAUAUAGACAUGAACCGGCUUAACCACGAACCCUCCAAUGAACUAAAUCUUAUAAUCGUUUCGCAUGGAUUAGCUUCGCGUGUGUUCCUAAUGAAGUGGUUCAAAUGGACAGUCGAGCAGUUUGAGCACUUGAACAAUUUAAACAACUGCGAGUUUCGCGUAAUGCAAUUAGGGGUCGGUGGUGAAUACAGUCUUGCGGUUUACCAUUCCGACAAAGAGAUGGAAGGAUGGGGGCUAUUGCCCGAAAUGAUCGCCGACCAAAAAUGGCGAGCCCAUGCAAUGAGGGGGGAUUGGAACGAGAAAUGCCCAUGGUAUCUCGAUGUGUUUUUCGACGAUCUAGGCAACGAUUCCGACGAUGAUGACAAAGACAAAACCGUCUGAUUCAUGAUUUUCAGGUAUUCUACUUGCAAAAAAUGAUCCAUUUUGAGGUCUUCUUCGAGCUUUGACAUAUAUGCAUGCAAAUGCUUGUUUUCAAAAAGGGGGAAAAUAUAACAUAACAGUAAGAGAUUUAGUGGUACCAGUUGGAUCAAAGACUACGGCCUAAUUUGAAUAAAAUGAUCAAAGACUACGGCCUAAUUUGAAUAAAAUCUAAAUGAUUUAUGAACACAUAAACAUGUUUCGCUUGAAUAACUGUAUAUAUGAUCGAAUGUCUCAACUACAGGAACGAACCCAAGAAUUUUUGGAUACGGUGACACCAUAUAAAACGGUUGCACCUUCUAGAAUAAAACGGUUGCAUCUUUCACGAACCUAAUUUUUUUUAUGUUACCACGGUGG
Molecule: messenger RNA, 1257 nt
Organism: Cynara cardunculus var. scolymus (artichoke)
Lineage: Eukaryota; Viridiplantae; Streptophyta; Magnoliopsida; Asterales; Asteraceae
Product: phosphoglycerate mutase-like protein AT74
Exons: 2
Coding region: 1-864 (287 amino acids)
Molecular function (GO): phosphatase activity
Source: RefSeq, a predicted model, not a curated record